AUGGCUUCCACCAAAAUGAUCGUUCUCGCAAUAAUGGCGACACUCGUCUCCAUCAUUUCCUCCGCCGCCGCUGCCGAGGCUCCAGCUCCUAGUCCUGCUUCUCCAGCAACCGCUAUUGCACCACCGAUCGUCGCAGGUGUUGUUGCCGCUGUUGCUGCUUUUGCUUUUGGAUCUACUCUCCGGAUCUGA
This is a messenger RNA of Lathyrus sativus (Indian pea), 189 nucleotides long. The record is from the annotation of a GenBank genome assembly. NCBI's taxonomy places the organism in Eukaryota, Viridiplantae, Streptophyta, Magnoliopsida, Fabales, Fabaceae.